This is a messenger RNA of Acanthochromis polyacanthus (spiny chromis), 1926 nucleotides long. Its product is annotated as zinc finger BED domain-containing protein 4-like. The record is from RefSeq and is a predicted model, not a curated record. The transcript is spliced from 2 exons. NCBI's taxonomy places the organism in Eukaryota, Metazoa, Chordata, Actinopteri, Pomacentridae. Bases 784 to 1347 code for a protein of 187 amino acids. Gene Ontology annotation, molecular function: protein dimerization activity.
GUUUAACGCAUUAAUUAGAUUAAUUAAUUAUGCUGCAAAUUAACGCGUUAAAAACAUUAACUCGGUUAAUUAUGGGUGGCAUGUCAAUGCGCAAGCAUAUUAAAUUUGGCCCAGUGAGUGACCGUAGGCUGCAGUGGUACAUCACUUCCUCCCUCCGCCACUAGUUCAAAGCAGUGACAACAAACAUGGAUGGGACACAGGAAAGCGAGGAGAGUCUACUUGGCCCUUUGAACGGCAAGUUUAUUUAUAGAAAAAACAAAGACGGGACUGUUAACAAGAACGCAGUGAUUUGUAGCUUGUGUAAAAAGGAAUUUUCGUAUCACCGAAGCAGCUCCAGCCUGACUUAUCAUUUAAACGCUAAACAUGUCCGGGCAAGUUCCACUGUUAAAGUUGCUGCUAGUGAUGCUAACGCUACCGUGAGCUCACUCCGCCAACCCACGCUUGCUGAGUUAGGAAAACGAGUGAGCAAAGCCACGACAGAAAAACUGACAAACUCAAUCGCAAAGUGGGUUGCUGCUGAUUGCAGGCCAAUUUCAAUUGUGGAAGAUGAGGGCCUAAAGGAGGCGUUUCAGAUAGCGUCAUCUGACCCGAAUUUCCAGCUACCGUCGAGAACUACGGUGAUGAAAAGAAUUCACCAAUUGUACAGUGAUGAGAGGACUGCAAAAGAGAAGUUGUUGGCAGAGGCGUCCUAUGUCGCCCUAACAGGCGAUCACUGGACUUGGAGGUGAGAGCUAUGUUUCAUGUUCAGUGGUGCUCCCCGCACUCUGCCAUCUCAACCGGGUCAUGGAUCCCACUGAUGAGGAUCCGGGCUACAUGAUAAAGUUCAAGACCACCUUUUCAAAGGACAUAGACACACGCAUGGCCAACAUCAACAACAGAUGGCUAAAAGUGGCUACAGCCCUCGACCCGCGAUUCAAGGACUUGAAGAGCAUACACAGGAAUGAGAGGGAUGAGGUGUGGACCUGGAUUGAGGAGAUGCUGCAGGAAUCAGAAGUGGGACCUGCUACCCCUCAACCCACAGAGGAUGAGCCAGCAGCAAAGAAGAGCCUCCUCCUGCUGUCUUCAGACUCUGACUCGGACGAGGAGCAGGGGCCUCUAGCCCGCUACAAAGCUGAGCAGUGCAUUAGAAUGCAUGAGUGUCCACUGGAGUGGUGGGCAGCUCACACAGGAGCUUAUGGACAGCUGUCCUCUCUUGCACGCAAAUACCUGGCUACUCCGGCCACGUCUGUACCAUGUGAGAGACUCUUUUCACUCGCAGGUAACAUCAUACAAAAGAAGAGGGCAGCCUUACACUCAGACAAUGUGAACAAGCUUGUUUGUCUGAGCAACUGGCUCAAGGAGACAUAGAGUUGUCUGUUGUCAGAUCCUGUAAUGUUAGCUUGGGGUGGAGUUUUGAUUUGAGGAGUUGAUACUCUACCGCAGUUUCUCUUUUGGGUUUGAGUUGUUAUGCCCCAGAUUGUAGCUUUUGAUUUUUGUUAACUUCUAACUUCUCCUGAAUUACCUGUUUGUCAGUUUGUUAUUUUGUCUAAAAAAAUCACCUCACCUGUUAUCAGUUCCUCUCAUACCAUCCAUACACCCUACCUCAGCUUGUGGAAGUUUAGAUUCAAUUUUGUUCAAAAAAUCAAUUAACUGUAAACCAUGAAGUUUAGAUUAUUUUUUAAAACAAUGUUCUUGAGAAAAAUGAAGGGCAAUGUUUUGAAACUUGACACUUCAGAACAAUUUUUAAAUAUUAUUGGUCCCCAUAUGUUAACAUCGACAAAAUGAUUGAUUUUUGCAAAAAGUUGAAUCUAAACUUCCACAAGCUGAGGUUGGUUGUAUGCAUAGUAUGAGAUGAACUGAAAACAGGUGAGGUGAUUUUUGAGACCUUUUUUUCUUUUGAAUUUGAUUUAUGAAGCACACUUAACCAAUAAAAAUUUGGAAUUCAAA